AGCAGCCGCAGCAGCAGCAGCUCCCGAGCCGAAGCAGCAGCGAGAGGGCUGGAAGCGGGGCUUUGGGCUUCCCGUAGCACGAGAGGAGCAGGAGCGGACGCUGUGCCCGCGGCCCCUGGGGACCAGGCAUGGAGAGCAGAAAGCUUAUUUCUGCCACUGACACUCAGUACUCUGGUAAUCUACUGAAUUCCUUGAAUGAGCAACGAGACCAUGGCCUGUUCUGCGAUGUCACUGUUAUCGUGGAAGAUCGAAAAUUUCGGGCUCAUCGGAAUAUUCUGUCCGCAUCGAGUACUUAUUUUCACCAGCUUUUUUCAGUUGCUGGGCAAGUGGUUGAAUUAAACUUUAUAAGGGCAGAAAUUUUCGCUGAAAUUCUCAACUAUAUUUAUAGUUCGAAACUUAUGCGUAUUAGAUCAGAUCUACUUGAGGAAUUAAUUAAGUCAGGGCAGUUAUUAGGAGUUAAGUUUAUAGCAGAACUUGGUGUACCUCUGUCACAAGUUAAAAGUAUCUCAGGUACAAUAAAGCAGGAUGGUGGUGAAACCUUACCUCCUGGCACAGAUGAAAAGCAUCUUCAAAUGCAGAAGGCAGAUAAUGAAGGGUCUGAUGCUGGGGUGACUAUGAUGCCUGUUAUAACUGAGACUUUUUCUCUAUGUGCUGAAGAUUAUGAGACCAAAAAGAUCGGUACUGAUUCUGAUGAAGAUGAUGAUGUCAUUUUCUGUUCCGAAAUUUUACCUCCCAAAGAGGCUUUGCCAAGUGGUAACACGGCAGCACAAGUCCAGCCCGACCCAGGGCCUGUUGCCUGUACCGAUCAGGCUUGUAGCUCAAGUAGCUCUCCCCCUCUAACAAAUAAACCCUUGCAGACACUUGCUACCUCUGUGAACCAGACGGGCCCAAGCCAACCCCGAAAUAGUGAAGAAACUCUUAAGGCUUCAGCCCCCAAACAUCUGACUCCCAACAUCAUUUUGUUAAAUCAGCCGCCUCUUAACUCCCUACCUGGUUCCUCACUUCCUAGUCAGGUGUCUCCGGUUAAUUUACUUGUACAGAAUCAUCAGCAGACACCAAAUAGCACUGUGGCUUUACCUAAACGUAGGGCUAAUGUAGAAGUGGAAGCACAGAUUAUAGAGGAUGACGAUGAUGCUCUUAGUUCUAGUCCAGACUCGGGAGUUGGUAAUCCUUCUUUGAUCCCCCAGCCUGAUGCAUCUUUUAAUGGCUCUGCGAUCCAGUCAAAGCAGGUCUCUCUUUUUCAUCAAGAACCACUCUCUAACUCCUUAAAAAUUUCUAAUAUUAUUACUGAAAGCAGUAAGGAUUCAGGUGGAGGUGCAAAACACGUGAUGGAGGGUCAGAAGAUCAUUACGCUAGAUACAGCUACUGAAAUUGAAGGUUUAUCUACUGGUUGUAAAGUGUAUGCAAAUAUUGGGGAGGACACGUAUGACAUAGUGAUUCCUGUCAAAGAUGAUCCUGAUGAAAAAGAGGUCAAGCGUGAUAGUGAGGGCCCGAAAACAUCUGGUGAUGAGCCUUCAAACAAACGCGUCAAAGUCAAACAUGACGAUCACUAUGAAUUAAUCGUAGAUGGGAGGGUGUAUUAUAUUUGUAUAGUGUGCAAAAGAUCUUAUGUCUGUCUGACAAGUUUGCGGAGACAUUUUAACAUUCAUUCUUGGGAGAAGAAGUAUCCGUGCCGUUACUGUGAGAAGGUGUUUCCCCUUGCGGAAUACCGCACCAAACAUGAGAUUCAUCAUACCGGAGAGCGGCGGUAUCAGUGUUUGGCCUGUGGCAAAUCCUUCAUCAACUACCAGUUUAUGUCUUCACAUAUGAAGUCAGUUCAUAGUCAGGACCCUUCUGGUGACACAAAGCUUUAUCGCUUACAUCCAUGCAGGUCUUUGCAGAUCAGGCAAUACGCUUAUCUUACUGAUCGUCCAAGGAGUAUACCCGUAAUAAAGGAAGAUGGAAUUGUGUAUAAGGUUGAUGGUGGGAAAGAACCUUCAGUAGGGACUGCCACAUCUACUCCCCAAAGCAAGCCAAUGACUUGGGAUGAUAUCUUUAUUCAACAGGGAAAUGAUUCCAUGUUUAAACAAAAUGUAACAGAUGGCAGCACUGAGUUUGAAUUUAUAAUACCAGAGUCUUACUGAAUUGCUUGGGUGGGGGGGGAAUAAAACAAAACAACAACCUGAGUUUGUGUCAGGGGGCAAUGUUUUCAAAAGACCAGUAAACACAAAAUAAUUGGGGUGAAAGCAAGUUAAAUUAGUCCUUCAAAGUCAAUCUGAAAGUAGUUUUCAUUUGCAUUAUUUUUAGUUACAGGAAAUUGAUAGGAGCAAAUUUAUCUGAAAUUUUAUUUGAGUAUAAACUCAGGAAUCAUCUCCAGGAUGAGCUGUCCAUUAGUUUAUUUGGGGGGGAGGGUUGUUCAUUCGUUUGCUUUUUAAGAAAAAAUUAAUGGUAUAAAAAAGAAUUUGAAGCAAUCACACCUCUCUGACAGGUAUUAUUGGCAUACCUGAAAAAUUGAACCUAUUUUGUGAAUCUUCCUUUAUGUAUAGCACUUUACUGCUGAUUUCUGCAAAAACAUUUGAACAUCAAGUCUACAAUUUUUGUGUUGUCUAAUGUGUAUGACAUAAAAAUAUCCAGCAGCUUUUAAAGUCAUUUUGAAAAGGUUCAAAAUAACUAUCCUGUCCACUUGGAUGGCUUGCUUUGGGCCCAGCAGUACUGUAUUAUUUCUCUGGUCCAAAUGGAUUGUUAAACUUCCAUCUGGAUAGUUAAAUCUGUCCUUUCACGUAAUAAGCUUGUCAUCUGGAACAAUGACAGAAUUGGGCUCAUCAGAAACAAUCGUGACUUACAUCUGGCCAUGUACCGAAAGAGACCAGUGGCUAGUCCACUUUAUCCCUUUGCCACAUGGGAUAUGUAGAGGGAAUCUUGAUGGACUGAGAUCUGAGUGGUAUGGAAUGGAGAAAAAGGAGAAGUCCUACAGUAAUUCUUUUAAGUUAGGAAACUCAAGAGAAUGAAAUUAGGAAGCAAUCGUUGAUUUACUGGUGACUAACAUGCCCAUGUUAACAUGUGAUGUUACUUUUACUUUUUAACCUGAAGGCUGCACUAUGGGCUUGCAAAUAUGCAUAAAACUAUAAAAAUAACUAAAUUCCAUGGUUUGGGGGGGAGGAAUCCCUCAAUGUAAAUUGUUAAACCUAGAAUUUUCUAAUAGGAAGUUUUCAUUUGAAAUGGGGUGGUUUUAUUUUGUUUUUGUUCUGUUUUGUUUUGUUAUUUUUUCUUAAAGAAAAGCCUUAGCUUUUUAAUGUAUUAUGAGAUAUGCUUUGCUCUAUUCUACCUACAAAUCACUGUGAUGAUAGAGCAUUCAGGAACUUCGGAUGGAGUCUUGCUGGCCUGUUGGUCCAGGCCCAGUUGUAGGACUUCAGUCAGGUUUGUGUGUCACCUUCAAAUUGAUGCAUCAAGGAAACAAAGUCGAUAGGAAACUUUCAUUGGAAAGGCUAGUAAAGUGAGCAAGCACAAAUACUUCACUUAGUAUUUCCUAAGUCAACCUGUUGAAUUUCUGUAAAUGAUUUACAAAAAAGAAAAAAAUGUAAAAAUACAAAAAAAGUCGAUAGAUAUGAAAAGGUUGUGCAUAGUAAUAGUUAUUUGUAACCUUUCAUUAAGUAUUUCUUAUUUGACAGUUUAAAAGAAUUUUUCUUUUUAUGUAUUAUAAGAAUGUUUUUAAAGCUUAAAGCUUUAAUUAUAAAUUUUCAUGCAUAUGUCAUUGUUGCUAGGAUGAAUUAGAUUUGAAGAUAAUUUUUAAAGCUUCUAAAGCUACAAAGGUACCAGAAAUCAGUAUUUUUAAUAAAAGGAGAACAAAACAUAAGUCAUUUUUUUGCCUACCCAGGUGUAUGCUGUGCAUAUGUUUUCUGUCUUGCGUGUGAAUAGAUUUUUCAAAUCAUCAUUUUGUAAAUGAACCUUUUUUUUUUAAAUUGAAGAAAGUAGCUUUUAAUUUAAGACUCUGCUACCCGAAUCACAGUAGUAGAGUUUGUGUAUAGAUGUUAAUGAUGUUAUUCUUUGUUCAUCAGAGUGUACUUGUUUUGGAAAACAUUGUUGGUUCAAUUUUAUCCAUUUCAUUAAUAUACUUCAUCAGUUAAAUGCGAUUAUUAUGAGUGUGAACAAUACCUAGACCAGCAUAGCUUUCAGACUUUUCAGACCUUUCAGACUUAAUGGCCCAUGUGCAGUUAAACACAUAGACACAUUUUGUCAUGCUAAGGCUUAGUAAGUUUUAUGAAUCAGUUGUGACAAAUGGGGAAUCCCUUGUACCACUCCAGUUCUUUAUUCAGAAUGAAGUGGAUAUAAUUAUUUGCUGCUGAAUAUGCCCUAAUGAAGUCCUGAUCCUUAAAUUUAAGCUCUAUGCCUAUUAAAGGUCACUUUUUGAGGGCUAGAAAGGGAACAGGGGUUUGGAGGAAAACUGGAAAAAUUAAGAUUGAAUUGUAUUUCUGCCGGAAGACUCUUAUUUGCAUGUAUCUCAGGGUCUUCAGUUUUCCUAGGAGCAAUUUCAAUAUCCAAAGUCCAGAGUGCAUAUUAAAAAAAAACAAAAAACUUUUUUUGGGGGGGAAUAAAAUCCUUCACUUCUAGUAUUUAUUGGAUUGAAAAUGUGUAGAGGCCCGUUUAUUUUUCUUAAUGGGGCCUAUUGGCCUUUAGAUCUCGGCCUAUUACACUUAUUAUUUUUUUGGUUAUUAAGUUAGCUUUUUCCCUUUGGUCUUAAUGCUAAAUUUCCUGUAAAUAUUAGAAGACGCUUACUUACUCUUUGAAACAGUACUCAUGUUCAAAACAGUCACACAAUUUUACAAGGCUUAAAGUCUUUGCAAAAUAGGAAAAAAUGCCAUAGCAAAUUUGCAAAGGACUAUUUUAAAAUACUGUCAAUGUUCAUAAUGAUAUUGGUAGUAAAUAUCCUCCACCCUGUCACUGAGGGAAACUCUGCUAUGUUUUCCAGUAUAACUAAGAGCAUAACAUGUUCAAGGUAAUCAUUGUUAGAGGCUGCGUAUUUAUUUUCUGCUGUUGUUAAGGUAUGAUGACUGUUAUCAAGAUCUGAGAGCCAACAAACUGGACGUUGUCUUAAGAGCUUUGAUUUCUGUCACUCAGAAUUAAAACUGUCUGCUGUUCACUUUCACCGACACUGUAAUGUGUAUAUAUACACUUGUACAGUCUUUUGCUUAACUUUUAAAGUUGUGCUUUAAAUUUUAACCAGUAAUUCUUGCUGUUAGUUCUUAGAAGCUUUUUAUGACAAAAUAAAAAGUUUUAAUUCCA
Molecule: messenger RNA, 5259 nt
Organism: Antechinus flavipes (yellow-footed antechinus)
Lineage: Eukaryota; Metazoa; Chordata; Mammalia; Dasyuromorphia; Dasyuridae
Gene: ZBTB33
Product: zinc finger and BTB domain containing 33
Exons: 2
Coding region: 129-2123 (664 amino acids)
Biological process (GO): regulation of transcription by RNA polymerase II
Cellular component (GO): nucleus
Molecular function (GO): DNA-binding transcription factor activity, RNA polymerase II-specific; RNA polymerase II cis-regulatory region sequence-specific DNA binding; protein binding
Source: RefSeq, a predicted model, not a curated record